Protopterus annectens (West African lungfish) is the source of this 2582-nucleotide messenger RNA. It is a transcript of the gene PAK2, whose product is annotated as p21 (RAC1) activated kinase 2. The transcript is spliced from 15 exons. The coding region runs from base 500 to 2062 and encodes 520 amino acids. Gene Ontology annotation, molecular function: ATP binding; protein serine/threonine kinase activity. Gene Ontology annotation, cellular component: cytoplasm. Gene Ontology annotation, biological process: intracellular signal transduction; regulation of axonogenesis; regulation of MAPK cascade. The record is from RefSeq and is a predicted model, not a curated record. Lineage: Eukaryota; Metazoa; Chordata; Ceratodontiformes; Protopteridae.
UUGGGGUCUGGAAAUUAGAAUAUUGUAAAACAGGAUAGAUCAAACUUAAAAUACAGCUUAAAGCUGUUCUGAAUUGCUCUGCCUUUUUCUCCGCUCCACAGUUGACUAUAGCACUUUUGGGCUGGGCCGGUAGUUCCAUUUCCCUUCCGCCAUUGCGGGGAGACUGUGUAUGUUGUUUCUGUUUGGGGAAGUGGUACGGGGCCGUUCCUUUUUCUCGUGAGUCCGCAAUUUUACUGUUUUUUUUUUCUUCCUUGUUCCUUUCACUGGGGCGUGAGGUAACUGCUGCAAAAAGCAACUGAACUCCUGGUGUGUGGCAUACUGUGGACAGAAAUUACCAAGUGCAAAAAAAGUUUUGUUCCGGUAAGAGCAGCUACCGCUCAAGUUGUUUCUGAACUCUGCAUUGCUUUAACGAGUAACUUGGGCAGUAAUUCUGUUGAACGGGUGGGUACGACGCGGGUUGCUGCACUUUUAUCUGGGGCAGUAGUUGCAGCUAGGAGUUAUGUCUGAUAACGGAGAAUUUGAGGAUAAGCCUCCUGCACCACCUGUUAGAAUGAGUAGUACUGUCUUCAGUUCGGGUGGUAAAGACCCGAUAUCUGCUAACCAUAACUCAAAACCACUUCCUUCAGUACCCGAGGAAAAGAAGCCUAGAAGUAAAAUCAUCUCUAUAUUCCUAACAGAUAAAGGAAGCAAGAAGAAAGAGAAAGAAAGGCCAGAAAUAUCUCCACCUUCAGAUUUUGAACACACAAUCCAUGUAGGUUUUGAUGCAGUUACUGGUGAAUUCACUGGAAUGCCAGAGCAGUGGGCGCGGUUGCUCCAGACAUCCAAUAUCACCAAAUUGGAACAGAAGAAGAAUCCCCAAGCAGUAUUAGAUGUGCUCAAAUUCUAUGACUCCAACACAGUAAAACAGAAAUACUUAAGUUUUUCUUCUCCAGAAAAGGAUGGCUUCCCUUCAGGAACACAAACAUCCAACGCAAAAGGCAGUGAGCCCUCAGCUGUUACGGCAUUACCAAGUGAUGAGGAAGAUGAUGACGGAACUCCUCCCCCUGUGGUAGCACCUCGACCUGAACAUACAAAAUCGAUGUACACACGAUCUGUAAUCGAUCCUAUUCCUGCACCUGUGGGCCAAGAUGCUAAGGCUGGGGACAAACGAGGAAAGAAAACAAAAAUGUCUGAUGAAGAGAUAAUGGAGAAGCUAAGAACGAUAGUGAGUAUAGGAGAUCCUAAAAAGAAAUACACAAGAUAUGAGAAGAUUGGACAAGGUGCGUCUGGUACAGUGUUCACAGCCAUUGAUGUAGCAACAGCACAAGAGGUUGCUAUUAAACAGAUCAAUCUACAGAAGCAGCCCAAGAAGGAGCUGAUCAUAAAUGAGAUUCUAGUAAUGAAAGAGUUAAAGAAUCCCAACAUUGUAAACUUUCUUGACAGUUUCCUUGUGGGUGAUGAGCUGUUUGUAGUGAUGGAGUACUUGGCAGGUGGUUCUCUAACGGACGUGGUAACUGAAACCUGCAUGGAUGAAGCACAGAUUGCUGCUGUUUGUCGAGAGUGUUUACAAGCACUGGAGUUCUUACAUGCCAACCAGGUUAUCCAUCGAGAUAUCAAAAGUGACAAUGUUUUGCUGGGAAUGGACGGAUCGGUCAAACUGACUGAUUUUGGCUUUUGUGCACAGAUUACUCCAGAGCAAAGUAAACGCAGCACCAUGGUAGGCACUCCGUAUUGGAUGGCUCCUGAAGUGGUCACACGGAAAGCUUAUGGUCCAAAAGUGGACAUCUGGUCUCUAGGAAUCAUGGCAAUUGAGAUGGUAGAAGGAGAACCCCCUUACCUCAAUGAGAAUCCUUUGAGGGCCUUGUACCUAAUAGCUACAAAUGGCACUCCUGAACUGCAAAAUCCAGAAAAACUCUCCUCAAUUUUCCAAGAGUUCCUCAACCUCUGUUUGGAGAUGGAUGUAGAAAAGAGGGGAUCUGCAAAAGAACUUCUGGCGCAUCCAUUUUUAAAGUUGGCAAAGCCCUUGUCUAGUUUGACACCACUGAUCCUGGCAGCCAAGGAGGCGAUGAAGAGCAACCGUUAAUUUUUCCUUAGUUUUGUUCAUUGUUUGCACAUCUCAUCCUGCAAAAUAAAAAUUUGCAGUUUAACUGCAGAGCAAAGAAAAGUGCUGAACUGGCAUUGUACCGUAAGCGGUGGAACCCAAGGGUACACAAUAACUGUUUUAUACAGAUAUAAAACAAAAGAAUAAAUGAAACCUUCGUUUUUCAGUAGCUGCCUUCUUGCAGUAGCCUGGGCAUUGCAGUACUUGAAUUGCACAUUGUAGGUCGGACACAUGAAUGACACACUUAAACGGCUGGGUGAGUGGUUCUCUGGUUCCGUAAUCCCAGGCUACACUUUGAGAACCUCCCUCCUUUAAUCUUUUCCAUACAAAGGUGCCUCUUAUACUGUAUAGGGUGAGCUGUUAUUAACUCUUUUUAUAUUCCUGGGUCUUGGGAGCUCUGAUGCUGCCUCAAUAUUUUGUAUAUGGUGUAUUUUUCCCAUUGGUGUUGAAUCAUUGCAUAGAUUUCAGGAUUUAAAGUAUUAAAUAGCUAUUUUCUGUUUAA